Molecule: messenger RNA, 1714 nt
Organism: Nothoprocta perdicaria
Lineage: Eukaryota; Metazoa; Chordata; Aves; Tinamiformes; Tinamidae
Gene: WDR76
Product: WD repeat domain 76
Exons: 14
Coding region: 1-1680 (559 amino acids)
Biological process (GO): regulation of DNA damage checkpoint
Cellular component (GO): nucleus
Molecular function (GO): protein binding; DNA binding
Source: RefSeq, a predicted model, not a curated record
AUGCUGACAAGAUGCCCCGUGUCCCGCCCCGGCGCCUCGUGCGAGUUCUGCCUGGAGCGCACCCCGCCGGGCGGCGCCGAGCCGCGGCCCAGCCCCGGGCGGCCCGCGCGGCCCCCGGGCGGGCGGCAGCUGCGCGUGCUGCUCACGCCGCUCGCGCCCGCCGGCCGCCUGCCCCAGAAGCGGCUGCUCGGCCGCUACGAGGGCGGCGGCGGGAAGAGCGACGGCAGCGAGCGCAGCGACGGCAGCGACGAGGGGGACGAGGGGGACGCGGGCGCCCAGGAGGGGUUUGCACACUUGUCGGCCUACGAAAGGAAGAGGCUCAAGAACAUCACGGAGAAUGCCAAGUUCUUUGCUUCCCUCAAGCUGCACGAGUCAGCUGCAAGACUUCAACAAAUUGCAAAUAAAGUACAGCCUCACGUCACCAAAAGGCCCAGGGCCAGGAAGGCCGAGGAGGAACCGGUGCGCCGCAGAUCCAUGCGCCUGCAGAGAGCGGAGCCCGCGGCGGCGCCCGCGCCAGGAAUCCCCGCGCAGCCGGGAGACGAGGAAUACCCUCGAGUUCCGCCUGGGCCUCUCUCCAUGCUUCCAGAGGAUCAGAAAGAGAACAGCAAGGUGGCRGAGGAGUUCCUGGCUGUGUGGACAAGGAUAAGCGAGAUGAAGCCUAAUGAUACAGAAAAGCAUUCACGUGACAUGGAAAGAUACGUGUCCAGCCUGARCAGCAUGACCCUCAGCGAAGACGGCGUUAAGAAGGUGGUGAAAACCCGAGUGUGCUCCAUGGCCAUCCACCCCGCGGACAGCACCCUCUUCGUGGCCGCUGGCGACAAGCUGGGGCAGAUUGGGCUCUGGAACGUUGACUGUAAGACUGAGGAAGGAACCCAUGUCUUUAUCCCACAUAAUUAUCCGGUCAGCUGCAUGCAUUUUUCUCCUGCUAAUCCUGCUCACCUGGUGUCUCUGAGCUAUGACAGUCUGCGAUGUGGGGAUGUUACCAGAGCUGUCUUCGAUGAGAUCUGCAGGAGCGAGGAAGACUUUUCUUCCUUCGACUUCUUGGAAGAAAACGCCUCCUCGGUGCUCGUGGGGCACUGGGACGGCCGUGUGGCCGUGGUGGACAUGCGGAGCCCCGGCGCCUCUUCGGAGCUUUCUGCAGACAUUGGCUUCAAAAGGACGAGGACGGUCCACGUUCACCCCGUGCAGAAGCAGUAUUUCAUUGCGGCUGGCUCGCUGGACGUCUGCAUCUACGAUGUCCGGUACCUGAGGCCGAAGGGCAGCAAGCCCGUGAGCACCUUGCAGGGACACACCAAAAGUGCCGCUUCCGCCUACUUCUCGCCCGCCACUGGAAACAGGGUGGUGACCGUGUGCGCUGAUGAUAAGCUCAGGAUCUAUGACACCAGCUGUUUAUCAUCUACCAUUGGAGUUCUCAGUGCCAUCAGACACAACAAUAACACAGGACGCUGGUUAACUAGGUUCAGAGCAAUAUGGGAUCCCAAACAGGAAGACUGCUUCGUGGUGGGCAGCAUGGCACGUCCGAGGCAAAUAGAAGUCUUUCAGGACACAGGAAAAUUGUUGCACUCCUUUUAUAAUGUUGAUUAUCUUGGUUCUGUGUGUUCCAUUAAUGUUGUGCACCCCACUAAGAACAUCUUGGUGGGUGGCAACUCCAGUGGUCGCCUUCAUGUGUUCAAAGAAUGAAAAAUGUUGCUCAGAUCUGUAUUUUUUUUCCUUU